GUCGGCGUUGGUCGCAACUUUUGAGUUCACUGGAAGUUACUGUAGCGCCGCUAAUUAUUUAAUUUGUAGUUCAGCAACAAUGAGUUCAGUUGAGAGUUUGAGAGAGUUUGUCAGCGAGCGACUAACUGCUGCUGCUGAAGAAAUAUUCAGAGUUUUUAAAAACACUAUCGUCGAGUACGAGAAAGAGAUCGAUCGUCAGCGCAGACUGCUGGAUAUCGUUUGGAAACCCGAAAUAAAGUUACACAGGAUAGAGCUCCCACAGCAACAUGUCUGUAAGGAGGAGGAGGUUCUGGCUGACCAGCAGCUCUGGAUUCAGGAGAGGAUCCCCGGUCUGGACCAGGAGGACCCACAGCAACAUGUCUGUAAGGAGGAAGAGGUUCUGGCUGACCAGCAGCUCUGGAUUCAGGAGAGGAUCCCCGGUCUGGACCAGGAGGACCCACAGCCUCCACAGGUUAAAGAAGAACAGGAGGAAUUCUGGACCAGUCAGGAGGGAGAGCAGCUUGUAGUGAAGCAGGAGACUGACACCUUUAUGUUGAGUCCUGCUCAUGAGGAAAGUGACCACAGUGAAGCAGAACUGAAAAGUGACCACCAGCUCCUCUCUCACAGCUGUCAUGUAGCUGAGAGCCAAGAUCAGAAAGGAGGCGAGCAUGAAGACUCAGGAUCAACUAGAGAUGCAGAGCCAAAACAAAAGAAUCAAGAUCACAACAGCAGAAGCCCCAGAAACAAUGUACACAAGUCUACCAUGUCAGAGGUUCACCAUGAUCCUCACACAGAGCUCCCACAGCAACAUGUCUGUAAGGAGGAGGAGGUUCUGGCUGGUCUGGACCAGGAGGACCCACAGCCUCCACAGGUUAAAGAGGAACAGGAGGAAUUCUGGACCAGUCAGGAGGGAGAGCAGCUUGUAGUGAAGCAGGAGACUGACACCUUUAUGUUGAGUUCUACUCAUGAGGAAAGUGACCACAGUGAAGCAGAACUGAAAAGUGACCACCAGCUCCUCUCUCACAGCUGUCCUGUAGCUGAGAGCCAAGAUCAGAAAGGAGGCGAGCAUGAAGACUCAGGAUCAACUAGAGAUCCAGAGCCAAAACAAAAGAAUCAAGAUCACAACAAGAGAAGCCCCAGAAACAAUGUACACAAGUCUACCAUGUCAGAGGUUCUCCAUGAUCCUCACACAGGUAAAAACUCUUUCACAUGUGACACAUGUGGAAAAGGUUUCCAGAACAAGUCGUUUUUGAGACGCACUUGAGAACCCACACAGGUGAGAAGCUGUAUUCUUGCAAAACAUGUGGGAAAUCUUUUAGCCGGAGCGGAGAGUUGAAACGCCACAUGAGAACCCACACAGGUGAGAAGCCGUAUUCUUGCAAAACAUGUGGGAAAUCUUUUAGCCGAAGUUG
Messenger RNA from Micropterus salmoides (largemouth bass), 1391 nucleotides. RefSeq names its product golgin subfamily A member 6-like protein 6. The transcript has 3 exons. NCBI's taxonomy places the organism in Eukaryota, Metazoa, Chordata, Actinopteri, Centrarchiformes, Centrarchidae. Bases 80 to 1243 code for a protein of 387 amino acids. The record is from RefSeq and is a predicted model, not a curated record.